AUGACAAGUUGGUCACCUUGCUCAACUUGUUCAAUAUCACCUUGUGGUUCACCACUUCAUUUACGUGGUUCGUGGGCCUAUGAUAUCGUUUAUUUGCCACCAAAUUUGGAACGAUCGAUUAAAAUUCAAAAAGGAGCACUUUCACUUGGCAUAGUAUUAAAUGCGGAAAUCGAUAAAGGUAUUAAUGGUUGCCAAGUAAAGAGUAUUUGUAGCAAAAAAGCUAUAGGACGCGAUGGAAGAGUUCAAGUAAAUGAUUAUAUUGUGAAAGUAAACAUGGAAAGUUUACGAAAUGUUACGAAUUCGCAAGCACGAGCAAUUUUGAAACGAACUAAUCUUAUUGGCACGCAGUGCAACAUAACAUAUAUCACUGCAUCAGAUGCAAAAAUUUGGAAAGAGAAAUAUCAUCAUGAAGCAGAUUAUCAGUUUCCCGUAAUUAAUAGGCUUUCACCCAAUUCAUUUGAUAGUGAUGUUGGUGGUACGGAAAUUCCCGCAUCAUCUGAUGCUUCAUUAGCAAUUGAAAGACAAUCAGCUGAUAUUUCAAUUGCUGAAAAACCAAUCGAAAAAUUCGUUUACAAUUUUGUUCAAGCAGUUUUAAAAGAUAUAUGGUUGGAAUUAACUUCUGAGCACAUAGCAGAAGUGACUAAUUUUGAUGUAUCGAAGAAAAAAUGGCAACCUUCGUUGAGCGAACUAAUCGAAACAGCACCGUCCACAAGUGUAGCAUCACAAGAAAUUCCUAGACAGUUGAUAUCAUCUAAUGGAAAAGUGAAUUAUUCGGAAAGUUCACGUGGAAAAGAAGGUCAGGUGUUAGUUGAUAGCAAUAUUUCCAACCAAUUCAUAAGUGAAACAGAAUUCGGAAAUAGAAAGGCAAAAUUAAAAGAAAUAGAUUCUGAAAUGGAUGCAAGGCGAAAAGGCAACAAUAAAGAGUCGCAAGAAAAAUCAGUAACCGGAAUGCCGUCAGAUCAAUUAAAUCUACCAUCUGAAACUGAUCAAUUGCUCAUCCGGAAUGAAAUCAGGCGGAAUAGUUUGAUUGAAGCUGAAUUAAUUAGUCCAUCAAUGCUUUUGGAUUCAUUACCGUUACCAGACUCAUCCGAAACGUACCUGUCAACUAAGUCAAAUCGUUUCAAAUUUUGGGGUCAAACAAGGACCGUUAUAUUACAUCGUGAGCCGAAUCAAUCAUUCGGUAUUAGUAUUGUUGGUGGACGUGUGGAAGUGAGUCAUAAAAGUGGACAACCUGAUGCAAGGAAUACUGUUUCGGGUAUUUUCAUCAAAUCGGUCUUACCAAAUUCACCAGCUGGCCUUUCUAAUAUGAUGAAUAUGGGUGAUCGAGUGAUUAGUGUAAAUGAUCAAGACUUACGUGAAGCUACACAUGAGCAAGCAGUUCAGGUCAUAAAAAAUGCCAAAAAUCCAGUGAAAUUUGUUGUCCAAAGUCUUCAUAGUUUUCCGUUACAUCAGGGUGGCAUUAAUGAAGUGAAAGAUGGAAGGAAGGAAUGUGAUAGCGCAGGCUUAAUGAGCACAUUCAAUGCAUCGAAAGUUAAAACGAAAGACGAGGUUGCACCGAUGAUGCUUGCCGAUAAUAUUCAGGAAUUGACAGGAACCGAAGGAACAACUUUGAGAAAAGAAAGCUCAAUUUCUGUAGCACAAAAAAUUGAAUUACAGAAAAGUGACGAGUUGAAAUUUGAAGAGAUGAAAGGAUAUGAAAUAAAUGAACUUCGCAAGAAGACAUCAGUUAGCAUGCAUGAGGAGAAGCCUGAAGGAAUGCAAAGUAUGGAAAAGUUAUCACGAAAACGAAGUAAGAAAUUGAUACGACGAGGAAUUGAUACGAACAGUGCAGCUGCGCUACCGAAACGUGAUGAUGAUCCGGAAGAGGAAGAUCAGUUCCUCUAUACAAAAGAUAAAAUAAAUCGAAAAUAUGGUAAUUUAUUGGGUGAUACGAUAUUGUUGAAGUUAGAUAAAAUACCACGUGAUGGUCUUGGCAUAUCACUUGCAAGUAAUCGUGGUCGUGAUCAUGAUCGGAUGAAUGUUUUAGUGGUUGCGGUUAAAUCAACUUGUCCAUUAUCGGUGAAAAUUGGUGAUGAACUACUUGAGGUAAAUGGAAAAGUACUUAUCGGUUUGUCGCAUUUGAGUGCUUCUUCGAUAAUGCGUGAAUGUUGCGAGGAUGGCAUUUUGGAAUUGUUAUUGUUGAGAAGAUUCGAAACAUUG
Acanthocheilonema viteae is the source of this 2199-nucleotide messenger RNA. Lineage: Eukaryota; Metazoa; Nematoda; Chromadorea; Rhabditida; Onchocercidae. The record is from the annotation of a GenBank genome assembly.